Messenger RNA from Penicillium cosmopolitanum, 945 nucleotides. RefSeq names its product GroES-like protein. Gene Ontology annotation, molecular function: oxidoreductase activity. The transcript is spliced from 2 exons. Bases 1 to 945 code for a protein of 314 amino acids. NCBI's taxonomy places the organism in Eukaryota, Fungi, Ascomycota, Eurotiomycetes, Eurotiales, Aspergillaceae. The record is from RefSeq and is a predicted model, not a curated record.
AUGUCAGACUCAAUGAAUGCCAUCGUUAUCACAAAAUUCGGCGGACCCGAAGUUCUAGAGCAUAAAAUCGUUCCAAAGCCGACAGUGCGUACCGGGGAAGUUCUCGUCGCCGUGAAAGCCUUUGGCCUGAAUCAUGCCGAAAUGCACAUGCGCAAGGGUGAAUGGGAUGAAUGGAACCCCAUCACUGGAUUGGAAUGUGUCGGAGUCGUGGAGGCUUGCCCCGGAGGGGAAUUCAGAGAAGAAACCGACCGGGGGGGUUAUGGCGAAUUUGCGGCUGUGCCUGUCACCAACGUUAUCGCGGUGCAAACAAGCUUACCCUGGGAGGAACUGGCUGCCAUUCCGGAAAUAUAUAUCACUGUGUGGUCGUGCCUUUUCACCGUUCUUGAUCUCCAGAAAGGUGAAAGGAUUCUCAUUCGUGGUGCAACUUCUACCCUGGGCCAGGCUGCUGUGAAUUUGGCCGUGAGUGCAGGCGCCCGAGUGACCGCAACGACCCGUCGCCAGGAACGAUUUGAGUUACUUAAACAGAUGGGGGCCGCAGAAACCAUCAUCGAGCAGGCUGGGCUUGACCGUAUUCAUACAGUCGAAUUCGACAAGGUGCUCAAUCUUAUUGGCAAUCGAGUACUGUUGGAAUCGAUCAAUUUGACUAAAAGUGGAGGCCGCAUGCUUCAAGCGGGCUGGCUGGGAGGGUUGGACCCAGUUCCGGACUUUAAUCCAAUGCUGCAGAUGAAAUCUGGGGUACAUUUCAGUCUUUUCCAUGGGAAAGUUCUAGGGAGCUCCGGGUUUCCUUUCUCGGAGAUCCCAUUGCAACAAAUCGUCCAUCAAAUUGAAAAUGGGGAGUGGGAUGCCCGGCCGACGCAUGUUUUUGAUUAUCAGGAAAUCCGUAAAGCCCACGGGAUUCUGGACUCGGGGGAUGCGGGAGGGAAGAUAGUUGUCAAGAGAUGUUGA